GACACUUGAUACCGGUAUGCUGGUGCUGCGGGUGCGCUGCGUGGACGACGGCCGCGAGCUGCUCGUGGAGCGCCACGGCGCCGACGAGCACAGCUGCUUCGUGCUGCUGCGCGGCCAAAUUCUGGCGGACGCGGACGUCGUGGACCUGAACGCCUUGUGCCCCUCGGACUUCUUCCUCGUGGACAUGGGCUUCUCGUCCGAGCUGGCGGCUCAGGCGCUGCGACAGAGCGGCAACAACCUCCUGGACGCUGCGGCGUUGCUGGCAGAAGGGAGAGUUAUGCAUGACGAGAGCAUGACGACGCUCCGUGAGCUGGCGGCGACAGAUUCGUUCCAGGCGCUAACGCUGUUGAAGGAGCAGUUCUCGUCUGAGACGCUCAACCAGCUCAACGAGAACCCGGUGGCGACGCUGCGGCUCUUGUCGCUGCCGCUCACUGAAAUGGGCUUUGCUCGAGACCUUGUAGAAGUUAUGUAUGAAUCCUGCGAUGGAGAUGAACAAGCGACAGCGAAUGCACUACUGCAGACCCUGGAAUCCUGA
Messenger RNA from Phytophthora sojae, 535 nucleotides. RefSeq lists its product as hypothetical. Lineage: Eukaryota; Oomycota; Peronosporomycetes; Peronosporales; Peronosporaceae. The record is from RefSeq and is a predicted model, not a curated record. The transcript has 5 exons. Gene Ontology annotation, molecular function: protein binding. The coding region runs from base 17 to 535 and encodes 172 amino acids.